Messenger RNA from Drosophila nasuta, 686 nucleotides. It is a transcript of the gene SkpB, whose product is annotated as SKP1-related B. Gene Ontology annotation, biological process: ubiquitin-dependent protein catabolic process. The record is from RefSeq and is a predicted model, not a curated record. The transcript has 3 exons. Bases 115 to 603 code for a protein of 162 amino acids. NCBI's taxonomy places the organism in Eukaryota, Metazoa, Arthropoda, Insecta, Diptera, Drosophilidae.
AAGUAUUACUUUCAUUAUGCUUUUUGUAUGGUGCCUUGAAAAAUAAAACUAUCCGCAUCUGUUGGGCAAGUUUGGUGACACGUUUAAGAAAAUAUUACAAUCUUAUUUUUCAGAAUGCCCAUUAUUCGCUUGGAAUCUUCCGAUAAGGAAAUUUUUGACACCGACAUCGAGAUUGCAAAAUGUUCGGAGACCAUCAAAACGGCACUUGAAGACUUGGGUGAUGAAAGUGACAAUAGCAUAUUGCCCCUUCCCAAUGUUAACUCGGCCAUUUUACGCAAAGUUCUGCACUGGGCUACGUAUCAUGCUCAGGAUGAUCCACAACAGGCCCAAGAGGAUGAGAAUAAGGAGAAACGCACCGAUGACAUCUCAUCUUGGGAUGCCGACUUCCUGAAAGUCGACCAAGGCACCUUAUUCGAGCUUAUUCUAGCGGCUAAUUAUUUGAAUAUUCAAGGUUUAUUAGAUGUCACCUGCAAAACCUGCGCCAAUAUGAUCAAAGGAAAGUCACUUCAGGACAUUCGAGAGACUUUUGCCAUUGCCAAUGACUUUUCGCCAGCUGAAGAGGAAAAGGUGCGCAAGGAGAACGAGUGGUGCGAGGAGAAGUAAACACCAAUCAGCCUUCUGACAAAAAUACAUCGGUUUGUUCAAUGUCCUUUUAUUAAAUAAUUGCAUAUAAACAAAAUCUAAUU